This is a messenger RNA of Tarenaya hassleriana, 906 nucleotides long. RefSeq names its product RING-H2 finger protein ATL64-like. The record is from RefSeq and is a predicted model, not a curated record. The transcript has a single exon. The coding region runs from base 428 to 853 and encodes 141 amino acids. Lineage: Eukaryota; Viridiplantae; Streptophyta; Magnoliopsida; Brassicales; Cleomaceae.
UUCAGUCUUCGUGAGUUUACCGAUUUGCCCCAAAACGAUAGACACCGAGAUGAUAAAUGCGGCACAUUGUUUUGGAUCAUUAUGGAGUAAUCCCGAUUAACAACUGUCAUAAACCCCAAAUUAAACCGAAACAACGCGCUUAAUUUAAAUUUCGGUUCUUUUUUGUUUUCACGCCCUAAACAUGUACUAAUUAAGCUUGAACUGUGGUAAAUUCCUCGCCAAAAUAAUUAAUUACCCGUUUAAUUAAUUCCCCUCCUCUUAAUCCCUCCCGCCACCGCCUUCCUUCAUCCCCCUCUCCGCCGCUCGACGAAAACUAAAUACGUUAAUCAGUUCAGCUCAACCUUCUUCCGCGCAGUAAAAAGUGAGUCCUUUGAUCACUUCGACGAAAACCCGUAAGCCAAAUCCCAUCGAGUUCGAUUUCGAUUUCAUGGAAACGAGCUGCUGCGGCGAUUACGCGUCUGUUUCUUCGCUGAAUCUCGUCAUGGUGGCGACGAAGACGACAGCGACAGGGCAGGAGGAAGAGUCGAUCGCGAUGACGAUGCUCUCCGUCGCGUUCAUCGCGCUCUUCUACGGAUCCAUAUUCCUCCUGUGUUUCCUGAUGUACCCGAAGCUGCCGAAGGAUGCCGCCGGAGACGAAGAAUCCGGAGAACCCUUGCCGCCGGCGGAGAGAUUCGGGAGGAGGAGGACGGAGGUGUGCGUGAUCUGCAUGGAGGAUCUGGAGAAAAACGACGUCGUGAGGGUCCUGGUGAAAUGCAAGCACAUUUUCCACGUGGGGUGUAUAGAUUCAUGGUGUAUGUAUAGGCUGGCUUGUCCGGUAUGCAGGGCUCCUUUCCGGUUGCUUAGCGCCUGGUGAUGACGUGAUUUGCUAGGCAUGAGGUUUUAGCUUAUGAUUCGAUCCGAUUUAUA